AUUAUCUGCUGGCCCAGCUUUGGUGUUUGUUUUUGAUAUCUGGGAAAUCAAUGGUGAAACAGAUACAAUAGGAAUUAAAUUAUUUCUCUUUUCAGUAAUUUGAGAUUCUUAGUUAUGUAUAUACCGGUUGAAUAAGUAAAUAGUGAUCACAAGGAACGUAUUCAAUUUUGCCACCUUUCAUAUGCAAAAGCCAGUGAUUCUCUCAAGAUGAAUCUCAAAAAACCAAGAAGUAAUUUCUGGUUGUACAAAAGGCCUUUUACAUCAAGAACAAUGAAGAAGUUUUCUGUUAAUUCUUCAGAUCAGCUCCAGAGUGAUUAUGCGAAUGCAGAGCCAAUGUCCGCAGAACCUAUAGCACCAAGAGCUGAUGAUGGAGCUUCUUUUCUCAGUUUGAAUGAUGCCAGUGGCAAUAUAACUUUGCAGUCCCAACCGAAAAUGUAUCGGAAUAGGUUUCUGGAUUUUGUACGCAUAAGUUCUGUCUUCAAUAACGCUGCUGAAUCAUUCUUUAAGAGUGAGAUAAGACGAAGGUUAUUUGUGACAGCUGUACUCAUUGUGAUAAGCCGUGUUGGAUAUUAUAUUCCUCUGCCUGGAUUUGAUAGAAGAUUGAUACCCCAAGACUACCUUAGCUUUAUUUCAGGAUCUGUUGAUGAACUUGGUGAUCUAACAGCAGAGCUAAAACUGUCAUUUUUUCAGCUUGGAAUCAGCCCUCAGAUAUUAGCGUCAAUACUUAUGCAGGUGCUAUGUCAUGUUGUUCCAUCCCUGGUAAAGCUGCGAAAAGAAGGCUUAGAUGGCCAUGAGAAGAUUAAGAGUUAUAUAUGGUGGCUCUCUCUUGGCUUUGCAAUGUUAGAAGCUGUGGUAGUUGCUUGCUAUUCACUUCCAUAUUCCAUUUAUGCAGCCACUCAUAGGGUCAAGCAUGUGAUGGUAACAGCUCUCUUAUUGACCUGCGGCGCAAUGACUGUGACAUGGAUUUGUGAUACAAUCUCAGAAUCUGGAUUUGGUCAAGGUUCAUCUCUAAUUAUUUGUGUGGGAAUUCUGACGGGCUACACAGAUACGUUAUACAAGAUGUUGUGCCAGCUCUCAGGAAGUGCUGUUAGUUGGUUACCAUAUAUGCUUGCGGUGUUGGGUGUUUUUACUGUGGUCACUAUGUGGGCAGUUGUUGUGACAGAAGGUUGCAGGAAAAUAAAGCUGCAGUAUUAUGGUUUUAAACUUGCUUCAGCUGCAAGGGAUGAUUCCCCUAUGACUGAAGUGGAGCCUUAUAUCCCUUUUAACAUUAAUCCAUCAGGAAUGCAGCCAGUUCUCACCACAACUUAUCUCUUAGCAAUUCCCAGUAUUCUUGCAGGUAUUCUUGGUUCACCUUUCUGGGAGCAUGUUAAAGAGAUAUUGAACCCUGAAACAUCUCUUGGUGCAGCGCCAUGGGUUUACUAUUCAAUAUAUGGAUUUUUCGUCUUCUUAUUCAAUAUAUUUGACAUCGCCAACUUGCCGAAGGAGAUCUCAGACUACUUGAAUAAGAUGGGUGCCAGGAUACCAAAUGUAAAACCUGGGAAAGCUACCAUUGAGUACCUUACGAACAUCCAGGCAUCAACACGUUUUUGGGGAGGUCUAUUGCUGAGUAUUUUGGCAACCACAUCAACCAUACUUGACCACUACUUGCGCCGAAUCAAUGAGGGAUUUGCAAUUGGGUUUACAUCAGUUUUGAUAAUUGUGGGUUCCAUUAUUGACCUAAGAAGAUCUUAUCAGGCUUAUAAUGUCAUGCCAAGUUUAAGCAAAGCUCUAAGGCGAUAUGGUGUAUAACAUCAGAUCUGGCGAGGCUGUCCACUUCCCUAUAUGAGGAUGCACACUGUGUGGUGGCAGAGGCUGAUGACGAUAUGUCUUUUUCUUCAUUAUGUUUAUCAAUUGUGCAGAGAGUUGAUUCUGAAGCCUCAUCGUUUCUGAUAUAGCUUCUAGGCAUUGAAAGACGAAUCAUGUUAUAGGCCUGACUGGAAUUAUAAGUGGUCGAGUAAUCAAAAGCGCAGCAUGAUUCUAACAAAAGCAUGGGAGCAGGAGAUCCAGAAUUCACGUAAAAUUUUAGCUGUGUAGGGAAUAUCAGUCGCAUGUUGGAGUUGGAAUUUUGCACUAGAAUGGUAUUCUACUUGGGGGUUGUAAUUUAUAUAGCGAAUGUAAGCCCAUAUUGCCUUUUAACUUAUGUAAUGUUAACUGAACUCAGCAACGUAUCCUUCUUCGUACAUCA
This is a messenger RNA of Ricinus communis (castor bean), 2224 nucleotides long. Its product is annotated as preprotein translocase subunit SCY2, chloroplastic. Gene Ontology annotation, molecular function: transmembrane protein transporter activity; signal sequence receptor activity. The record is from RefSeq and is a predicted model, not a curated record. The transcript is spliced from 14 exons. Bases 208 to 1788 code for a protein of 526 amino acids. Lineage: Eukaryota; Viridiplantae; Streptophyta; Magnoliopsida; Malpighiales; Euphorbiaceae. Gene Ontology annotation, biological process: thylakoid membrane organization; chloroplast organization; SRP-dependent cotranslational protein targeting to membrane, translocation. Gene Ontology annotation, cellular component: membrane; plastid envelope.